Notodromas monacha is the source of this 4955-nucleotide messenger RNA. Lineage: Eukaryota; Metazoa; Arthropoda; Ostracoda; Podocopida; Cyprididae. The record is from the annotation of a GenBank genome assembly.
UAUUUCUUUUGAAUACAGAAAUUCUGGAAGCCCCCAGUUCAAAUAAUCUGGGCGACGAGCGAUCGUAAUAACGAUGGCGGAAGACAUCAAUAUGGAUGUGCUCCAAUUGGAGUUGUUAUGCAAACAGCUCUACGAGAGCCACGACACAGCGGAGCGAACUCGAGCUGAGAAAACUUUGAUGGAGUUUCAGAAUUCUGCAGAUUCUCUGCCGAAAUGUAGAUUGCUUCUGGAAAGAGCGAAUUCUCCGUAUGCCCAAUUGCUGGCAGCCCAUACGCUGACGAAGCUCAUCUCACGUCCCACUGUUACCAUACCUUUGGAGCAACGCCUUGAAAUUAGGAACUAUGUGCUUACAUAUCUAAGCACACAUCCGAAUCUUGCGAAUUUCGUUCUUCAGGCCAUGGUAACGCUCUUCGCCAGGUUGACGAAACUCGGUUGGUUUGAUGCCGACAAGGAUAUGCAAUACGUAUUUAGAGGAGUUCUUCAAGACACCGGAACUUUUCUGCAGGGUUCUGUGGAAUAUUGCAUUGUCGGUGUAAGACUCAUGACUGCGAUUACGAGUGAAAUGAAUCAACUGAGGGAAUCAGAGGUUACGCGGUCCGUCACGAAGCAUCGGAAGAUCGCCGCUUCAUUUCGUGAUACACACUUGCACGACAUUUUCAAUCUCUCCUGCACAUUGUUACGAACAGCUUUGGGUAACUCGAAAAACAUGGAUUUCAAUGAAGAAAAGCAUCAUUCUCUCAUGAAGCAUCUCCUGAAGCUGACGCUUCACUGUCUCACGUUCGACUUCAUUGGAACGUCGAUCGAUGAGAGCUCUGAUGAUAUGCUCACUGUGCAAAUUCCCACUUCUUGGCGGCCCACCUUCCUGGACCCAGCGACUUUGCAAUUAUUUUUUGAUCUUUACGCUGCUUUACCGAGUUCACUUUCUCCCUUGGCAUUGUCAUGCAUCGUGCAGCUUGCUUCCGUUCGUCGAUCACUGAUGAGCAAUGCUGAGCGUGCCAAAUUCUUGAACCACAUGGUCAGCGGAGUAAGGAACAUCUUGCAGACUCUCUGCGGCAUGUCCGAUCAAGCGAACUAUCACGAAUUCUGUCGCCUCCUUGCAAGAUUGAAGUCCAACUAUCAACUUGGUGAACUGGUUGUUGUGGAUAACUAUCCGGAAUUCAUCGAGUCAAUCGCGAAGUUCACCAUUCAAAGUCUUCAAUUAUGGCAGUUCGCACCCAACAGUGUUCACUACCUGCUCAGCUUGUGGCAGAAAAUGGUCGCCUCUGUACCUUACGUGAAAGCAACUGAGCCGCAUCUGUUGGAAGUUUAUACACCGGAGGUUACCCAAGCUUUCAUCAAAUCGCGGAUCGAGUCUGUUCCCGUGAUCAUGAAGGAUGGAUUGGAAGAGCCCCUGGACGACCCUGGGCCAAUUGAAGGACAGCUGGAGCAAAUAUCCACGAUCGCCCGUUUGGAUUACGGGAAGACUUGUACACUUUUAGUGCAAUUAUUCGAUCAGACAGCGGGGGAGUAUGAAUCUGCUGCGUCGAUUGUUCUGCGAUCUGCGCCUGACUCCACUGCUGCAGUAGCUGCUAAGAAGGAAAUCUCUGUUAAAGAACGACAGUUGACCUGGUUGGUUUAUGUGAUUGGCGCAGCGAUUGGAGGUCGCAUGUCAUUCAGUACGAAUGACGAACAUGACAGUAUGGACGGAGAACUCGUGUGCCGGGUUUUGCAGCUGAUGCGAUUGAGCGAUUCACGCCUACCUGAAGGCUCCAUGCGUUUGGAACUAGCUAUUUUAUCAUUCAUGGAACAGUUCCGAAAAAUCUAUGUCGGUGAUCAGGUUCAAAAAACGUCCAAGGUUUACAGAAGGUUAUCUGAAACACUGCGCCUGAACGAUGAAUCUAUGGUUCUUUCUGUGUUCAUCAGAAAAAUAAUCACGAAUUUGAGGUAUUGGAGUACGUGCGAGAACAUAGUGCGUGCCACGCUUAGUCUCUUGUCGGACCUAUCAGUCGGGUACAGUUCAGUGAGACGCCUCGUGAGGCUUGAAGAAGUCGGAUUUUUGCUCGCCAAUCACACCCCUGCGCAUUUCCCUUUUCUUGGGACGAGUCCGGAUCUUCCGCCCUCCCAAUUGCGCCCGAGGACUACAUUUUACACAGCUCUGGGUCGUUUGUUAUUGGUGGACCUGGGCGAGGAUGAAGACAAAUUUGAGCAGUUCAUGCUGCCACUGACUAGUGCAAUGGAGGAAUUGUCGAAAAUCAUGUUAGAAACUAGUAUUGUUCGGUCGAAUGAAGAAAUGGAAGGAGCCAAGAAAGCCCUGAUUGGAUUCGCUCGGGAUCUCCGCGGCAUUGCAUUUGCGUUCAAUUCAAAACCCAGCUAUGCAAUGCUUUUCGAUUGGUUCUAUCCGGAAUAUUCUGCGGUAAUGUUGAAGGCGUUAGAGAUCUGGUACAUGGAGCCAAGUGUAACUACCCCGAUUCUGAAGCUAUACGGGGAAUUGGUGCAAAAUCGAUCCCAGCGAUUACACUUCGAGGUGUCGAGUCCUAAUGGGACCUUGUUGUUUCGAGAAGCUUCUAAGGCAAUCUGCACCUACGGUGAAAGAAUCCUUACCGUUCAGGAUGUGCCAAAGGAUCAGGAGUAUCAAUUGAGACUGAAAGGAAUGUCCAUAUGCUUUUCGCUGCUGAAGAAUUCCAUGUGUGGCAGCUACGUUAAUUUUGGAGUUUUCCGGCUGUAUGGCGAUGCUGCAUUGGAAAACGUGCUCUCUAUUUUCAUCAAGAUGUUGCUAUCGAUUCCCAGUUCAGAGCUUUUGGAAUACCCGAAAUUGAGUCAAACUUAUUUUGUGCUACUGGAUUGCCUGGCUCAAGAUCACAUGAGCUUCCUGUCGAUGAUGGAUACGAAUGUUUUCAUGUAUUUGUUGAGCACCAUUUCCGACGGCCUUUCUGCUCUUGACACUAUGGUGUGUACGUCUUGCUGUUCUGCCCUGGACAACAUCAUAACAUAUUUCUACAAGCAAGCCGCUUCUAAGGGAAAAGCAAAGAAACGGCGGUUGUCCGGUGUGGAAGACGAGUCUCCUGUGCUGAAAAUGGUGAAGAUGAAUCCAGCCGUUUUCCAAACCAUGUUGCAAACUGUGCUCAACAUCCUCAUGUUCGAGGAAUGCAGGAACCAGUGGUCCAUGUCCAGGCCACUUCUGGGUCUCAUUUUAUUGAAUGAAUCCUAUUUUGCCGAAUUGAGAUCUGAGAUUAUCGGUAAUCAACCAGUCGAGCGACAAGCUAUGCUCUCGACGUGUUUCGAUAAUCUGAUGGAUGGCGUUGAACGAAAUCUGCUCACGAAAAACCGAGACAGGUUCACCCAGAAUUUAUCCGUUUUUCGCCGGGAUAUUAACGACUCCUUGAAGACUGCUGAUGACCGAGGUGUUGCCGAAGGACGAGCGGAUUCGUCAGAAAUGAUGACCCUAUAAGAAUCCGGCAACUUUCUUUUACUACCGUUUUUAUGAAAGUUUUUUUUUAACUCUUGAAAAUUUUCGCUGCAAGAAAAAUGGGCGGAAAUGAUCGCAUUCUAACUGAUAAAGUGGGCUUUUUAUUAUAACGGAAGUCAAGUGUUCCCGUUUUACUACAGGUUUGGGUGGAGAAUUAUUGGACCAAUGAGCGAGGUUGCUUAAUUGAUUGGAUAAUUUUGUUACUCGGCUGAGUCUGCCAUGUAAAAUCAAAUUAUUAAAUUCUGCUUGAAGUGGUGCGUGUUGCAGUCACCUCAUCAACUUGAAAAACGUCGGCGUUGUUUUUUUUUGUUGACGAAUUUAUAUGCUGUAUUUGCAGUGACAGAUGCGGUAAUGUAACUAAUUCAGAGCCACCUCAAGUGUGAAAAACGAAUCGAUACACUGUUCAGGGGUUUAGUUCGGCUUUUAACAAAUUCUUCCGUCCCAAAAUCUGUAAAAUAAUAUUCCAACUGAAAUUUCGUUGAAGUUCGAGAGUAGGAUUACGAUACCUGAUUUUCGGAGCCUCGCAGAAAGAAAUCAGCAAAUUUAAAUUGCUUGUUUAGCAUAUUUCUGAUCAAUACGCUUCUUAGCACCGCGAUUUUGAACAGUCCUUUUACAGCGUUCAUUUACUAGAACCGACGUCCCUGUUCUUGAGUAAAUCCGAACGGUUGAAGCGAGGUGAAUGAUGAGAUGGGGAACGGAUUUAAGGUGAAAUGGUCUGUGAUUUGUUGGGCUGGCUGUGGGUGCCGAAGUUUAUCUUGAAAGGAGAAUUUCGAAGUCAUGUUUUCGUUAGAGGAACCUUUUUUUCUGGCGUUUCCUCUGCGUUCUUGUUAUUAUUUUUUUUAAUAUAUACCUAUAUCCCGAAGAGGCAUUCGUCGGCAACCAGAACUCACAGCUAGCUUCAGAGAAAUUUCCUUACGCGUGAAAGAAGUUCCAGGCAUGUUUUCUUACUUAGUGGGUUACCUUUUCUAUCGUACACGUAAAAUUUUCAAGCCAUGCGCAUCGCAUUGAAUUUUACAGUAAGAAUUCUUUCAAGGGUUCCAAGAUCCGCGAGAAAUACACAGUAAGUAGGUCUAAAACUUUUGAUUUUGCGCAUCAAGUGCAUUAUGUAUUUCGGAGAAGCAGAUCAUCUUUACCGAUUUUUCGAUGACGAAUGAAAUCUCGAGGUACUAGAUUGUAGAUAGUGAUGUCCGGGCUGGCAUGCAAUAGGAUGACUUCUCAAUUUCUCAUUUGGGCCUGUUUGAACUUUGUGGGCGAGCAAUCAUUGUUUGGAAGCAGUAUUGUGUAUAAAUUUGAAUGAAUGCAUUCUUCCGACGGGAAGUUUAUUUGAUUGCUUUGAAUGUCUCUCGUGAUGUCUUCUGGAAUUUUUCCUCUUGAUAUUUUUUUUCUAUCAAAAGAUGCAGCAAGGGAGGGAAUCAUUUGUAGAUGUAUUGAUGCUUCUUGUCUCCCAAGUAAUCGACGUAUUUUGUAUUAGCUUUUUGUCCAUUCGAGGAAUAAAAGCUGCUGAAAAACG